This is a messenger RNA of Guillardia theta CCMP2712, 1236 nucleotides long. RefSeq lists its product as hypothetical. The record is from RefSeq and is a predicted model, not a curated record. Gene Ontology annotation, molecular function: protein binding. The transcript has 9 exons. Bases 1 to 1236 code for a protein of 411 amino acids. Lineage: Eukaryota; Cryptophyceae; Pyrenomonadales; Geminigeraceae.
AUGGACGAGGUCGCCAACAGCCUGGAGACGAUGCCCCGCCUUCGAAGCCUCAAGCUGCGGAGCAACCGCAUCUCCGGAGAGGGAGCGCGGAAGCUGUUCGCGGGCUUCAAGCACACCCCCGACCUGCAGUACCUCGACCUGGACUGGAACAGCCUGGGCAACGAGGGAGCCUUCUACCUCCGCGGGGGCCUCGAGCUCGUGCCCGGCCUGAGGUCGCUCAAGAUGCGCUGCAACGAGGUGGACGGGAAGGGAGCCGCCAUCCUCUUCGCGGGGCUGCGGGAGAUGCCGAGCCUGCGGGACCUGGACAUGGUGAGAGGAGAGGAGGUGGGCGAGAGGGUCGGGCGGGGACUGAAGGGCCUCCGUGUGCGCGAGCAGAGAAACAACGACCUCGGGGAGGAGGGCGCGGCGUUCCUUGAGCACUGGCUAGAGCACAGCCGUCACUGCCAGAUCCGCAUGCUGGACCUGGUGGGGAACGGGAUCUCGGAAGAGUCGGGGAGGAGCCUUGCGAGGAAGCUUCAGCGAACAUGCAGGGAGGCGUGGGCAGCGGGAGGGUCAGGGCCGAUGAGAAGAGCAGGAAAGCCAAAGCGAUAUCUUCAAAGCGGAAUGGUUCUCGACAACGAUCCGAUAUACUGUGCUGAACAGAUCAAUAUUCCUGAGAAUCUCGGCGAAAUCUUGAAAGCUUACGCGAAAGAGGUUAUCCGCUCAAACCCUAGCAACAUCUACGAGUUUUCAGCCAAGUACUUUGCUCAGCUCGAUCAAAAUGCAGAGGAGGAGGAAAUAAUGGGAGAAGAAGUCAGCAAGGACGCGAUCUACCGGUUGGUCCUUGCUUGCAAGGAUGACGGCAGUCCCGAGGAGGAAAGAGAUAUCAACGCGUUGAUAGAAAUGGCAGAGCAGAGCGACAUUCCAAGGGCUGCCAUAUCGCAGGCUCUGGAUUUGGUCUCGCAGGAGGGGAGCAACAGAGUAAGCUGGAAGCAUCUUGUGGUCACCCUGUGCUCGCAAGUGGGCGGUGUAGAAGACGUCACUCAGUUCGUGGGUUUGUUGAUGGACCCAGGGAUGUUCGGGGACGAUGACGGAAAGAUUCAAAUCUCCGAGUUCAUCACCCUGUUUGACUGGUGGUCGACAAUAGACGAGAGCAUCUCUGCCGAGCUCAAGUCGGCCUUGUUCGCUGCUCUUGACAAUGGAGAACCGACGAUGGACUUUGCAAAGUUCAAAGAUGCUUACAAAUCCAUUCAGUGA